AUGGGGCGGCGAGCCGGCGACAUAGAGAGAAGGAGACCCGACGAGGCGGCAAAGACGGUCGAGUCCUCGACCUCUCACGACCGCGACGACAAUUUUUACAGCCAAGGCCACGGUAUAAACACGACGGCGCGAAGCACAACCCUCUUCAACAACGGGCUGAGGGGCGGCAAGUCGUGCUUCCCCGGUUCGAUUCUGGUGACUGGAACCAACUUCUGCCCUCCGAACAAUGCCCUGCCCAACAACCCUGUGGGUGGUGAAUCCACCCCUCCGCCGCUUUGA
Molecule: messenger RNA, 279 nt
Organism: Striga hermonthica
Lineage: Eukaryota; Viridiplantae; Streptophyta; Magnoliopsida; Lamiales; Orobanchaceae
Source: the annotation of a GenBank genome assembly